Messenger RNA from Kockovaella imperatae, 713 nucleotides. RefSeq lists its product as hypothetical. Lineage: Eukaryota; Fungi; Basidiomycota; Tremellomycetes; Tremellales; Cuniculitremaceae. Bases 97 to 615 code for a protein of 172 amino acids. The transcript has a single exon. The record is from RefSeq and is a predicted model, not a curated record.
UGAUCUGGGUGGUUUGUUUUGGCGGUGGGGGAGAGAGGCGAGUGGCGGCGCAAGAGUGGUUUCCUUGGCUUGUGGUGGAGAACCAUUUUUGGACCCAUGACCUGGAAAGAGUAUUAUUUGAGAUGCACCAGCCAACUCUAUCAUGAUCGAGUAUGGCAUGUUGUGUUUUCUCUUGCCAUCUCUGAUCGACACCCAUGCGCCCAGGUUCUAUUGUAUAAGAGAUCGGUGUAUUCCCAUCCAACAUCCUCGUUCCUCUUUUUGUCCAUUCGAUUCUUCUUCCCCCCCUCUGUGCCGAGCACCCACACUCUUUUAGAUCCGACCCUCGUAGGCUCACAGCAGUCGCAUAGUCGUUCGACGGACACUCUUCGAUUCCAUCUUGAUCACUCGUAUACUACACCACCAUGUCGGUCUCUUUCGCUAGCAGCACUGGCAAUGCCUCUUCUUCCCGACCCACUUCCUCUUCUUCUCGAGUCAUCGUCAGAGACCCCAUCCACCCAGCUUCAUUAUGCAAGCUUUCGACACAUUCACAUUCCAUCGUUCAGGCCAUGCGUCAACGAGUUCGACCAGAAUUCUUCGGUGAGUCUUCUUUCACUCGAUACUAGACCAUCCAGCUGACCAGUGACCAGACCACGUCGCUCAAAAGACAUGCGAUGUCAUUCGAAUCUCGGACCGAGAAUCAGCUCUCCCCACGCCACCUACCACACCCGAGCUUC